Messenger RNA from Aegilops tauschii subsp. strangulata, 1297 nucleotides. RefSeq lists its product as uncharacterized. NCBI's taxonomy places the organism in Eukaryota, Viridiplantae, Streptophyta, Magnoliopsida, Poales, Poaceae. The record is from RefSeq and is a predicted model, not a curated record.
UCUAAUUAUUAUUCCGUCCAUUUAAAAGGGACGCCACGCCGUGGCGUUGGUUGGCCUCCGUUCCACUCCACGCACGCCCCCCUCAUUUCCAGUCCACCUUCCCACCCAUCGCCCUGCCUACCUUCUCAAUCUCUCUCGUCCACGCCUCCGGUCGUUCCCCUUCCUCUGCCUGCCACUCACCGGACGCCAUGGCGGAGGAUGGCGACUGCUGUGUUGCGGUGGCGGUGGCCGAGGCGGCGGGCAUCAUCUGCUCGCUCCGCGCGGCCGACCUCGCCGGGUGGACGCCGCCCUGGAAGACCAGCGGGCCGCAGUCGUCCGAAGCCGCGACGAAGGAGGAGACGGCCUGGCCGGCGGUGGCGCGGGGGAAGCGGACGCGCGCAUCGCGCUCCGGCUCGGCGGCCAACAAGAACAAGGGGAGAUGGGCACGCGGCAGCCCCGCGUCUCCGCUCGACUACAGCGGCGGGUCCGGCUCCGGCGCGUCCACCAGCGGCGGCGAUGACGGCGCCUUCUGCUCGCCGCCGGCGACGGUCGCCAUCGCCGCCCCAGCUUCUUCCUCCUUGGCCAAGGUGGGCUCUACCGGAGGAGCACGACGCCCGUUGAUCCUGCCGGUGCCGCCGGCCCGUAUCGCCGGCCAGAGGUCGCGGAAGAAGAUGAGGCUCCCGGAGGUGAAGCAGCUGGUGCUGUCCCUGUCGGCGGAGAACGCCGGCCUUCGCCAGGAGAUGGAGUCGCUGCAGAGGGCUUGCACGGCGCUGUCCAAGGAGAACGGCAGACUAGAGACAAGGCUGGAGCAUUCGUCCUCGUCAAGCAAGCGGAAGAGGAUCCGGUCUGAAGAGGAGGAGCGGCGGCAAACGAAGCCGCAGCAAGCCGAUGGCGGCUUCGUGCUCCCCGACCUCAACAUUCCGGCGCAGGAUGUUGCCGACGCACCAGCGGCGGUUCCCUGAUGGCUCGGGGACCCACUCCAUCUCCGGUGGUGGCGCCUGACGGCUUACCUGAUAAGUUCAUUAACCGUGUAUAGGGGAGGAAGCUCAAUCUGGGGCUGGGAGGCCUGAUCUCUGAUCGUGCCUGCUGGCAGUGAGGCAGAGGAACCGCGGUCUUGUUACCUUAGCUAAUUUUUUCUUCCUUUGUUUAGUUUUGAGAGUUUUCUUUUUAACUGCCAGCAACGCUGGCUUUGUAUUAAGAUUAAGAUAGGUAGGGAGCACAGUUUACAGGGUAAUCGCAAGGGUGCGAUCUCCGGUAAAAAGCGGGUAAAUCGCCCAAGAGGAUUACAGAGGAUCAUGAAAUGGUUAGCUUUUUUUAA